AUGGCACGUGAUCAAAAUGUCGACAUCAACGCAUCAAUUCAUUCUAUCUUCAUCGCUGGCACACCACGAGUAUUCCCUAUUCUAGAAAUGCCUGCUACGGACUCGGCAGCAAUAGUCGUAGCUCGGUUCCUCAGAGCCAACCAUUACAAUGAGACUCUCAAAGCGUUCCUGGCAGAAUCAGGUUUGCCCGAGGAGGCGGCAAUCACCAAAAAGGGCGACUGGACGAUAGAAAAGAUCCUCGAAGAGAAGCGGCAGUAUGAUUCCAGUCUCGAAUACGAGAAGAAAGGCGACGAACAGAUGACCGGCUGGCCACUCCCAGCGCCAUCAAAGGCAACCGAGCCAGGCUUCCUGAUGACUUCAAAUGUACUAUGUGUGAGCGGCGACGGCAACGGUGAGUUCGAAGACGACAUCAUCUGGGCGACUGGCGCGGACCGGUCCUGGUCGUCCAUGGUAUCCUCGCCUCCAUUCUCGUUGGCGCAGUCCAUCUCAAAUGCGCACGGGAGUCCAAUCUUGUCCAUACGCUCCAUGACCAAGGGUUUUAUAUUGUCGACCUCCAUGUCGGGACAGCUCAUGAUGCACGACCGGAGAGGGCGGCUGCUCGACAAAUGCCGCGACCACCUGAAGUAUGCGGUCCAGGUGGUUUCAGGACGUGCGCGGAACGGCAAAUGGAUCGUGGCGACCGCCGGUUGGGAUCAAAAGGUCCACAUCUACGCGCCAGAGCAGGAGCUGGCAGAGAACUUCGACGUGAAUGAAGUCGACGCCAUUGACGAUGAACCGUACAUUGAUGGACUCCUGCGCGAUCCUAUACACACCCUCUCCAUGCCAUCCAAUCCCGAGUCAAUGGUCCUUGUCCGGCAUCCUGACACCGGUGACCUUUAUCUGAUCGUCUCCCGCCGAGACUCGACGUUCUUAUACUACUAUUGUAUAACACCUACCUCGGAUGAGGCUUCUUCAUCGAGGACAAGUCAAGCGACGUACUCUGUCCAGGAGACUGGUAAGCAGAAUCUGGCACCACACGCAAACGCAUGGAUUGCCUUCUCCCCAGCAUGCCUAGCAGUCUGCCCGACAGACCCUACCUUGUUAGCCGUGGCCACAUCUCAUCUUCCACACAUGAAAGUCAUCAUCGUCCGUCUCCUCUUUCCGUCGAGUUCACACAGUCUGGGUUCCAAUUUCGCGGCUGUUUCUGCUUCGUCCGAAUUAGUAACUCCCGCGGCUCAGGCUCGAGCCGAUCUCGCGUUGCAAGACCGCGAAGAUGCUGCGAUCAAGCUACAUGUGACGACAAUGGCCCCUCAGACUCCAUACUCGACUCCACAAGUGGUUUGGCGCCCUGGUGGUCACGGCGUCUUUGUGAAUGCUGACGACGGGGUCGUUCGCGGUAUCGAUACACAGAGUGGCAAAGUCGUUGCCAUGCUCAAGGCGCACGAGGUCGGAAGUAAAGUGCGAACACUGUAUGCCGGUUGGGAGAAGGGUGGGAAAGAUGAGAUACUGGUCAGCGGCGGGUUCGACAAAAAGAUCUUUAUCUGGAGAGUAAAAGAUUAAAUCUAGAUGAGCAGAGGUCAUGAUGCCCCAGUAAACGAAGCAUCCUGGAGAGUCCGUAGAUUAUGCAUAGGUCGUUACAGUCCAUCCAUUCUUGACACAUAAUGGAUGGACGAAGAUCUGUUCUCUCACCUCUUAAGCCAGCCCUCGGCUGGGAGUCAUCAAUCUCAAC
This is a messenger RNA of Exophiala oligosperma, 1708 nucleotides long. RefSeq lists its product as uncharacterized. Gene Ontology annotation, molecular function: protein binding. The record is from RefSeq and is a predicted model, not a curated record. Lineage: Eukaryota; Fungi; Ascomycota; Eurotiomycetes; Chaetothyriales; Herpotrichiellaceae. Bases 1 to 1539 code for a protein of 512 amino acids. The transcript has 3 exons.